Molecule: messenger RNA, 543 nt
Organism: Didymodactylos carnosus
Lineage: Eukaryota; Metazoa; Rotifera; Eurotatoria; Philodinida; Philodinidae
Source: the annotation of a GenBank genome assembly
AUGAUCAGUUUACUGGCUAUCGACGGCGUAGAUGUGGUUGCAUUAGUAUUGCAUACUAAUACACAAAACACACUUGUAGUUGUAGUCACUGAUGAGGAUGACGACGAAGUACUUGUACUGCUCGUUGAUGAGCUCGGACUGGUUGUACUAGCAGUCGUUGAUGUAGAUGAUGCGGAGGAUGUCAAAGCACUUGUACUGCUCGUUGAUGAGCUCGGACUGGUUGUACUAGCAGUCGUUGAUGUAGAUGAUGCGGAGGAUGUCAAAGCACUUGUACUGCUCGAUGAUGAGCUCGUACCACUAGUCGUUGAUGAGGAUGAUGUCGAAGCACUUGUACUGUCGGUUGAUGCUGAAAUAGUUGAUGAGCUCGUACUGGCUGUACCACUAGCCGUUGAUGUAGAUGAUAUCGAGCUAGAUGUUGUCGACAUACUUGUAGUUCUCGUUGGUGAACGUGUACUAGCUGUGCUGGCGGGGGNCCCCCCCAUAAUAGAAGACCAUCCCGUAUUAGAAGACCACUGCCGAUUAUAUGACUUGAAAUCUAAAUAG